Molecule: messenger RNA, 1305 nt
Organism: Mya arenaria
Lineage: Eukaryota; Metazoa; Mollusca; Bivalvia; Myida; Myidae
Product: shematrin-like protein 2
Exons: 5
Coding region: 158-1207 (349 amino acids)
Source: RefSeq, a predicted model, not a curated record
UUGAUCGAUUGGCAGCUAUUGGCAUUUCAUCUAAACAAAAUCGACCAUGUCACAAAAACAAAUAAGUGCAUGCAAGUAAAGACUCGGGAUUAUUGCUAUAUAAGAGACGCAGUUUUCAGAGAGCGAACUCAGAACGUUUCACCUUCCGUUCACCAAGAUGAUGAAAUCUGUGAUCCUAGCAGCAGCACUACUGUGCGCAGCAUUGGCCACUCCUCCAUAUUUUGGUGGAGGCUACGGUAGAAGAUAUGGUGGCUACGGCGGCUACGGUGGCUACGGUGGCAUGGGAUAUGGCGGCUAUGGCGGCUACGGAGGCUAUGGUGGCUACGGAGGCUACGGUGGCAUGGGAUAUGGCGGCUAUGGCGGCUACGGAGGCUAUGGUGGCUACGGAGGCUACGGUGGCAUGGGAUAUGGCGGCUAUGGCGGCUACGGUGGCAUGGGAUAUGGCGGCUACGGCGGCAUGGGAUAUGGCGGCUACGGAGGCUACGGUGGCAUGGGAUAUGGCGGCUACGGUGGCGGGGGAUAUGGCGGCUACGGAGGCUACGGUGGCAUGGGAUAUGGCGGCUACGGAGGCGGCUACGGAGGCGGAUACGGCGGAGGAUACGGAGGUGGAUACGGACGCUAUAAAAAAGGGAAAACAAUAAUUUUACAAAAUCAUCUUGAAAAUGAUCGAUUAGCAGCUAUUGACAUUUCAUCAGGGGUCAAACUAAACAAAAUCGAUCAUGUCACAAAAACAAAUAAAACCAUGCAUCUUAAGGCCCGGGAUUGUUGCUAUAUAAGAGAUGCAGUUUCAGAGAGAGAACCGAGAACGUUUAACCUCCCGUUCACCAAGAUGAUGAAAUCUGUUAUCCUAGCAGCAGCACUACUGUGCGCAGCAUUGGCCACUCCAUAUUUUGGUGGAGGCUACGGUGGCAUGGGAUAUGGUGGCUACGGCGGCUACGGUGGCAUGGGAUAUGGUGGCUACGGUGGCAUGGGAUAUGGCGGCUAUGGUGGCAUGGGAUAUGGCGGCUACGGUGGCAUGGGAUAUGGCGGCUACGGCGGCAUGGGAUAUGGCGGCUACGGUGGCAUGGGAUAUGGCGGCUACGGAGGCUACGGUGGCGGGGGAUAUGGCGGCUACGGUGGCAUGGGAUAUGGCGGCUACGGAGGCGGAUACGGCGGCGGAUAUGGAGGUGGAUACGGACGGUAUAAGAAAGGAAAAAAGUAUGGAUGAAGUGUCGGCGAAUUUCGAACCACGGACCUUCAACUUUCUCAAGAAGUAAAAUCAUAUUUUUUGUUAAAUGUUUUAAUAAACUGAAACACUUUGGAAAA